This is a messenger RNA of Panicum virgatum (switchgrass), 854 nucleotides long. RefSeq lists its product as uncharacterized. Lineage: Eukaryota; Viridiplantae; Streptophyta; Magnoliopsida; Poales; Poaceae. Bases 281 to 622 code for a protein of 113 amino acids. Gene Ontology annotation, biological process: response to auxin. The record is from RefSeq and is a predicted model, not a curated record. The transcript has a single exon.
CUUCUAGACCCUCUUGUUACCUUGAUAUUCAGUAACACAUGGAAUCUGGUUGUGUGGUUUUUAACGCCCUUACUACAGAGAGUGAUUUCACGAAGAACCAGGGACUGUUGUGCAAACUCUCCCCAACGGCUCGAUCAACCUCCUUGUCGUCUGAUAUAAACGAGUUCGCUCCCGCCUCCCACAAGAGGCUGAGCAAGAUUCAGCUGCAGCCACCAUCCCGAGGAGCAGCACGAGCGGAGCCACCAAGAACCAGAGCAGGAGCACGCGAUUCGCCGUCGCCAUGGCCGGCUGCUGCGUCUUCCUGCGGUGGCCGUCGGCGUCGCCGUCCCGCAUCGGCUACCGCUCGCUCGACGACGAGGCGCCGGCGACGGUCACGGUCGUGGUCGGGAAGGAGCGGCGGGCGUUCUCGGUGGACCAGCUCGUGCUCGACUCCUACCCGUUCCGGGUGCUCCUGGAGACGGUGGCGCGGAAGGAGGAGCGCCGGGGCGGGGCCAUCUUCGUCGACGUCGACGCCAUCCUCUUCGAGCACAUCCUGUGGCUCGCCUGCGACGGCCGCUCCGUCUCGCAGAUCCUCCAGCUCGACCUCAAGGAGAUCAUCGACUUCUACGCCCAGGACGCCUGAUUCUCUUGUCCGGCGGCCGGCCGGCCUGCCCGUGCGGCCGUGCCCGUCCUUGGGGUGCGGCUCCUGAUUUCUUGAUCAGAUUUUUUUAUUCAUUUUGUUCUUCUUCAUCUUAUAUGCUAAUUAAUAUGCAUAUUGAUGAACUUAUGUUACAAUGAUACUGUUGGAAAUACUGAAGUAUAAACACAUGGCCGGUAACCAUUUCUGACUUGACUGCCGUGCACUUGUUUGGUUA